Molecule: messenger RNA, 2160 nt
Organism: Pneumocystis jirovecii RU7
Lineage: Eukaryota; Fungi; Ascomycota; Pneumocystomycetes; Pneumocystales; Pneumocystaceae
Exons: 12
Coding region: 1-2160 (719 amino acids)
Biological process (GO): nucleotide-excision repair; mismatch repair
Cellular component (GO): nucleus; XPC complex; nucleotide-excision repair factor 2 complex
Molecular function (GO): damaged DNA binding; single-stranded DNA binding
Source: RefSeq, a predicted model, not a curated record
AUGAAAAGAAAAAAAACAAUGGAAUUAAAAAAAUCAUUUGGAGAACCAUUGGAUCCUUUUGAAUACCUUUUUUCUGAAGAUCUGAUUCAAAAUGAGUUUUUACAAAAAAAAAUCAAAGACUCUUUAUCAGAAAAAUCAGAAAACGAAGAAAAUAGCUUAACAGACAAUUCAAAUUCAGAAGAGAGUGAACCUGAAUGGGAAGACUUUGACCUUUAUUUUCAAAAUAUGUUAACAGAAACAAAAAAUUCAGAAAAAAAAUAUGAUUUUGAAACAACAAUUGAACGAAAAAUUGAGAUUAAUAAUAAACGGAAAAGACAUGGAAUUACAAAAAACGAUAGAAAACUUCGUCUUGAAAUUCAUAAAUUACACUUACUCUGUUUAAUUUCACAUAGUUCACUAAGAAAUAGCUUUUGCAGGGAUAAAAGAAUACACGUUAGGCUUAAAUCAAUCUUACCAAAUGAAAUUCAACAAUUGUUUAAUCCUGACAAGCGAAUUUCACAAUAUCGAAAAUCUAAAAUGUUUAUGAGUGCUCUUAAAGCUACAGUGAGUAUAUGGAAAAGAAAAUUUAAAAAAAAUAAGUAUGGAAUGUCAAAACCUUUCUGGACAAAUUCACAACUAAAUAAUGAAUGUGUUGAAAAACAAUAUGAUAAUAUAUUCUGUUUUAAAGAUUUUUUAAAAGCAGCAGAACAAUUACAAGGAUCUCGAGAUCUUGGUGCUCAGUUAUUCGUGGCACUUUUGGAUAGUAAUAAUGUUAAUGUACGAUUGACAGUACUUUUACAACCACUGUCAUAUAAAUUUGAUAAAUCGAGUUCUUUGUAUAGCUCAACAUCAAAUAUUUCUAAUAAAAACAAUGAUACUACUGAAUUUAGAGAUAAUUAUAUAAAUGAAAAUACAUUUAAAAAUUUAGAUACCACAAAUAAUUUUAAAAAAAAGGCUAAGAUAGAACAAAUUAAAACAUCUGAGUGUCCAAAAUUUGGUCUUUUGUCUACAAAUAAUAGUUUUUCAGAUUUAUUAUAUGAUAACAGAAACGAUAUAAAGGAAUCAUUACAUCCUAUUUAUUGGGCAGAGGCUCUUAAUCCAUCUACACAAAAAUGGAUAUUUGUUGAUCCAAUGGUUUCAUAUUUAGUAGGAAAACCAAGUAAGAUGGAGUCACUUAUUUCCAAAUCUAAAAAUUCAUUAAGUUAUAUUAUGUCAUUUGAUAAAAAUGGAUAUGUAAAAGAUGUAACUCGCCGUUAUACAAAACAUUUCAACAGCAAAAUUAAAAAACAACGUAUAGACUCAGUUGAUGAAGGUGAAAAAUGGUGGAAAAAUGUUUUAAAUUUUUAUAGAUUAAAUUAUAUUUCACAACCUUUUGAUAUAAUUGAAGAUGAAGAGUUUUUGGAACGCCAGGCUUAUGAAAAAAUACCCAAAAAUAUUAAAGAUCUUAAAGAUCAUCCACUAUUUAUCAUAGAAAGACAUCUUAAACGUGAACAAAUUAUUUCUUCUAAAAAGCCUUGCUCAUAUAUAACUAUAAAAGUAAAUGAAAAUCAGAUAAAAGAACCAAUAUUUUAUCGAAAAGAUAUUGUUACUGUUUUAUCAGCUGGUAAAUGGUAUCAACGUGGAAGAAAAAUAAAGUUUGGAGAACAACCAAUGAAAAUUGUCCCCAAAUACAAAGAAUUUGCAUUUCAAAACGAAUCAGAGACUAAUAUUAGACAUAAUACUAUUGGCCUUUAUUCAGAACUACAAACUGAAUUAUAUAUUCCCCCGCCUGUUGUAAAUGGGAAGGUUCCAAAAAAUUCAUAUGGUAAUCUUGAUAUUUUUGUAUCAUCAAUGAUUCCUAAAGGCGCAAUACAUUUACCAUUCCCCGGUAUAUCUCAAGCUGCAAAAAUUUUAGGAGUAGACUAUGCAGACACAGUAGUUGGAUUCAAAUUUGAAAAAAAACGCCCUCUUCCUAUUAUCAGAGGCAUUGUUAUUGCUCAAGAAUUUGAAGAAGCAGUUUGCUUAACAUUCAAAAUUAUGGAAGAAGAAAAAAGUGAAAAAAUUUCACAAAAAAUGAAAGAAAUCAUAUUAAUAAGAUGGAAACGUUUUUACAAAAAACUUUGUAUUUAUGAAAGGCAAUCUAUAUUUUUUCAAAAAAGGCAGUUACUAAUGAUUACUAUAGGCUUAAAAAGUAUGAUGUAG